AUGUUGAUUAAAGAAUAUCGAAUAGUUCUUCCAAUGACCUGUGAAGAAUAUAAUAUAGGUCAAUUAUAUAUGAUAGCAAAGAAGAGUCAGUCAAUGAGCAGAGGUGAAGGUGUUGAAAUAGUAAAGAAUGAACCAUAUGAAAAUAUGAAUGUAGAGCAAUCUUGGAAUGGUUUCCCUUAUUGCAAAACAGUAUAUACAUGUCCUUUCUUUGGUGAUAAAUUCUCAAUUAGUAUAGAAUCAGUGCAUAAAGAUGGAAAUGAUGACGAGGAGAAUGUAUUUGACUGCUCUGAGGAUAUUCUGAGUCAGAGAAUAAUUGACCAUAUCGAUAUCGCCAAUGACCACAUUGAAAAGAAAGAUUAUAUUAAAGAGGAGGAUCCACGGUUCUUCUUGUCAAAGAAAACAUCCAGAGGCUUACUAAACACUCCAGAUUGGAUGUCAAGAGUAUCUCCAUCAAUGACAUGUUAUAAAUUAGUAAAGGUGGAAUUCAAUAUUUGGGGAUUCCAAACUAGAAUUGAAAAUAUUAUUCAUUCUAUCGGACUUAGAGAUACUUUAUUGAAAUCUCAUAGGUCAUUGUUUUGUUGGAUAGAUGAAUGGUUUGGAUUGAACAUUGAUGAGAUUAGAAAGAUUGAAAAUAAAGUUGUAGAGCAUCAACACCACCAAGAAGAGUUGCAGGAAAUUAAGAACAUUCUUGCUUAA
This is a messenger RNA of Heterostelium album PN500, 696 nucleotides long. RefSeq names its product phosphatidylinositol transfer family protein (gene pitD). Gene Ontology annotation, cellular component: cytoplasm. Bases 1 to 696 code for a protein of 231 amino acids. Lineage: Eukaryota; Evosea; Eumycetozoa; Acytosteliales; Acytosteliaceae. The record is from RefSeq and is a predicted model, not a curated record. Gene Ontology annotation, biological process: phospholipid transport. The transcript is spliced from 6 exons. Gene Ontology annotation, molecular function: phosphatidylcholine intramembrane carrier activity; phosphatidylinositol transfer activity; phosphatidylcholine binding.